GGCCCAACGCACACCCCUGUGCCCCCAAUCCCUUCUUCCUCCUUCCCGGGACCCUGCCCCCUCCGCUCCUUCCACCUCUUCUCCCCACCUGCACACUGAGAACCACCGCCUCCAGGAGGCAGCCGUCGCCGCUACCCGGGCUCGCAGAGCCAUCUCCUACAAGCCGUUUCUCGGUUCCUAAGGCUCUUCCUGAUCUCUUGGACAAGAAAAAGGAGGUUUAUUGACUUUAGUUGGGGGAGGAGCGAGAGGAGAGGCGAUGGUGGUGGUGGUGGUGGUGGUGGUGGUGAGAUAGGGGUUGCAUACAUACAGGGUGAUGGGGAGCUGCGCGGGAGAGGAGUGGCCCGGCGGCGUGACGGGGCCGGACGCCGAGGUCGGAGCGCUCGUCUGGGUGCGCCGCCGUAACGGAUCCUGGUGGCCUGGCCGGAUCCUCGGCAUGGGCGAGCUUCCCGAGAACAUCGUCAUCCCGCCGCGCUCUGCCGGCACACCUAUCAAGCUCCUCGGCCGCCCAGACGGCAGCAUAUAUUUUCUGUCUGUAGCACUGAACAUCAUCAGUCUAUCUUACUUGCUGUGUUGGACUUUGCCACAGUGACUGGUAUAAUCUUGAGAAAUCUAAACGUGUGAAGUCAUUUCGUUGUGGAGAAUAUGAUGAAUGUAUAGAAAAAGCCAAGGCUCUAGUUCGCCGGCAAAAGAAGACACAUACUGAAGGGAGAUAUGUUCGCAGAGAGGAUGCCAUUAUGCAUGCCCUUGAAAUCGAAAGGUCUCAUUUUCCAAAUAACUGUGAUGAUCUUGAAGAGGACGCGGACAAUGAUAUAUGUGCAUCCCAGAAUAUAUGUUCUGCAAAGUCUAUAAAUAUAAAUGGGCUCAGCAAAAAAUCUCGUGGUGCAAGGAGUUUGUAUGAUAUAGAAAUAAAUUCAGCUCAAGAGUUGUCUCAAACAUUGACACUGUAUAAACAGCCACAAAAUUUAUCCUCUUCAAGCACUAGGUAUGCAUCGUCAAAAAGGAAGAAGUGGAAGGGACAUAAAGAUCAUGAGGAUGAUUCAGUUCAUGGAUUCCAGCGUAUGAGAGAUCUUAGGGAGAUUGGAACAAAAAAUGUUUUCAAGCAGAAGUCUGGUUCAGGAAUUGUUUCAGAUGUACCUCUUCUUGAAAGUGGAUCAAGCUUUGGCUAUGAUUUGUCCAGUGCCGAUGGGAUAAAAUUGGGUGAGCAGUCCCAGUCAUCCAUAAAAAAGAAACGGUCCAAUAUUGGGCAAUCCUAUGAUAGUUUGAGUAAGAAAGAUAAGCAUCACCCUCUAUCACUGUUAUGUGAAGAUUCAGAAGUGUCUGGAACUUAUUAUCAUUGGGACCCUUCAGGCCAGUCUUGUAGUCAAUACCCAGGAGGCCAGAUACCCAAUUUGGUUGAAUCAAGUAGGAGGGCAAAAACUAUUUUUCCAACUGAUGUAAAUAACUGUUCCUACAGCUCAGGCACUUCAAGUUUGGAUACAUUAUUAGAUACAUCACACAUCAAUCAUAAACGUUCUCUAAAUGCUGUUACUCCCAAGAAUGCUGACCCAUGCACAGCUAGAUUUCUCAAUGAUGACUGCCCUGAUUGUGAUGGAUUUCUUGAUGCUGUUACUUUGGAGGAGGAUGUUCUAGAGGAAGGUAAAAGCCAUUUGGAUACUUAUGGAUCUUGUGCAUCCAUAAAGGAUCAAAUUUCAAAACUGGGUAAUCAAAGUACUGGCUGUGGCAUAGGUGGCACAUCUUCAACUCGGCAUAAUCGAAAUUCUAAGAAAAACAUAACGGCUGUCAAUUUUUUGAUACCUAAAGGAAGCCACAAGAGGGAUACAAAUUCGCUGCUGCAACAUGAAGGGAUUAUAAAAUCGGAAGGUACUGUCUUUAGGCCUGCUGAACUUGAGGAUAAUGCACAUGUGACUCCUGAGCAUGACGAGUCCUCUGAAACUAUAAGCAAUCUUUCAAACUAUGAGAAGAACACAACAUCAUUCCCCAAUUAUGUUCCACUUCAAUUACUACCACCGCCUGGACAGCGGCCUGAUCCUAAACCUCCAGGAUGCCCUGUAACGAAUCCAACCAGGAGAGCACGUGCAGAUUAUAGACUAUAUGAUGUUGAGGUGACUGUCCAAAGAAGCUACAAGGGUCAUCAUGCGCCCCUUAUUUCCCUCAUGAGUAAAUGGACAGGUAAACCAAUUGUGGGGUACCCUGUCACCCUGGAGGUUUUGAAGGAUAGCCGUCACACAACAAGUAGAGAUGAGCACCGCCCGGUGAUGGGCAGUCUGGACUCCUUACUAAAGAGCAGAGUUUCAGAGCCACGGCAAGCAAGAUCUUCACAUGCAUCACGAUCAAAAUUUAAAUCCAGUGGACGUAAAAAGGCCACAGAGCAUGAUUUGGACAGGUCUUGGUGGCCCCAUACCAAGAAACCAGCAUCUUCGCCGAGGAAAAUGCGGAGGCUAUCAUCUUUCGCCGGCAGCCGGAGAGAGAGUGCAGACCAAAAGCCCGUAGUUGCAAAAACUGGCGGACCAGCAGUCGCGUGCGUCCCGCUUCGUCUCGUUUUCAGUAGGAUCAAUGAAGCACUAAGCUUUCCCUUGAGACAAGAAAAGACCACCUGAGGUUGUUGUGGCAUUUUUGCUAUGCAGAGAUAGAAUGUGGGCAGGCAUAUACAUUUGCUAGGUUUUCUUUGUAUAUUAGUUUUGUAUUAUCUAAAAACUUAUUGUGUGGUAUAUUUAUAUCCGGUACAUAACUAUGCAACCAAGAUAUAAGAAUAGAGAUGCGUUUUUUUUAAAAUUUUUUUUAGGAAAGGUGAAAAGAUUGUUUAAAAAAAAAUAUUGUUUAAAAAGUCCUCUCGCCCCUAUUCUUUGGUUGUAUGGUUGCACUUUGUACGGUACCAAUCAAUAUGAUUGCAACUGAUAUGGUGAGAGGAAACAAGGGGCAUCUGUUGCUGUGGCUUCCUCUGAGGGAAAAAAUGGCAGCAGCUCAGUUCACCAUACAUCUCAUGAAAUUCCCUCGUAUUUGCUGGCAACUUUAGUUGAUUCAUUUGAUAAAAAAACUUCAAGUUGUUUCAGGCAAGUUGUAUGUACUAAUCAGUCUUUGCAACGAAUGCAGGGCUUCAUGCAACUACUUGCAACUUUGAGCUCUACUGUGUAGAUGCUUGUCUGCUAAUUCUGUGACAUCACCGGUGCAGAUUUGUCACAUCGCAUCGAAGCACGUGGCACCCAGACUUUGGAAUGGGAGAGGCAUGUGGGCACUGGACAGGCAUUAUGCAAUUUAGUCAGAUAAUGGUCUAGUACAUGAUAGGUUCGCUCGUGUGAUUGGUUAUGUAGUUACUCGUAUGAAAAGCGCCAAAUCCAGUAAUUUUGUGCUAUAGAUGCAUUAUGUAUGUACAUAGUUUUGUUUAGAA
This is a messenger RNA of Zea mays, 3385 nucleotides long. RefSeq lists its product as uncharacterized. The coding region runs from base 735 to 2597 and encodes 620 amino acids. The record is from RefSeq and is a predicted model, not a curated record. The transcript has 3 exons. NCBI's taxonomy places the organism in Eukaryota, Viridiplantae, Streptophyta, Magnoliopsida, Poales, Poaceae.